Messenger RNA from Schistosoma spindalis, 1509 nucleotides. Lineage: Eukaryota; Metazoa; Platyhelminthes; Trematoda; Strigeidida; Schistosomatidae. The record is from the annotation of a GenBank genome assembly.
AGUUGAAAACAUUUUAAUCGGGAUGGAGUCACCUCAAGUUGCAGACAGUGAUGGUUCUCUAGACAAAGUGGACAACAGUCAUAGCGAAUCUCCUCAAAAAGAACGUAUCUCAGUCUCUGAAGAAGAGGUUAAACAGCUUGAACCCAUAAAUGGACACGAAGUUGAUACUGGUGAGAAAAGACAACGUAAGAAGGUUCAGAGAUUAUCUGAAACAUGGAACCGAGCCCAUGAGGCCAAGGAAGAGGAACGCAUCAAAGCAGUCCAAGCAGUCUCAGCAGCAUUUGAGGGGGCUACAGGGACGGCACUCGGUGAAAUCCCACUCAUUGAAGCUUCCAUACGAAAAGCGAAACCUGCUAGCCUCAAAUCGCUGCAUUUAAUAAUAUAUGGUAGACCUGGCUCUGCAAGCAAAAUACGUAGUAAUCUACGCAAAUUUCGAGGUUUUGGUUUCGAAAUGGGUUCUGAACAGUACGAAAGGAAAUCAACAUAUAUUCAACAACGCCCUGCUUGUGAUCUACGAGAAGUUCUUCGCAUCUUAAACCUAGAAGUUACGGGUACUCGAGAACAGUUGGCCUCUCGCUUAUUGGAAUUCCUACUCAAACCAACCGCUAAUUCCGUGAAAUGUAAAGGAAAGAUCGUUAAAAAAUAUAAACAGAAAAAUAAAUCUAAAGAUAACACUUCUAAAAAAUUGAAAUCAAAACCAUCGAAAAAGAACACUGUCUCAAAUGAACCUAGCAUAGACAAUUCAAGUCAGCAAGAUAUUGAUGAACCUGAUGAUAUGUCGUCUGAAUCUGAGAACUCAGAAAGUGAUAUAUCAAGUGCAGCUGAAUCAACCGAAAAAAAGCAACCACCAAAGAAACGUGCUUUAAGUCAACAACAAAAACAAAAACCUGUUAAACCUAGUAUUAAACGAGCUAAAAAGCAUGAACUCAGUGAUACAGAAGAUGAAAAUGAUCAUAAACAUGUUCCGACUAAAGUGAAAAAAGAGCUUGAUUCUGAUGAAGAAAAUGUCCCUCUGUCUAGUUUAACAUCCACAAAAGUAACUAUUCCUCCAACUGAUUCUGAAUUAAAGAAAAAUAUAAUUGAUCUACUUAAAACGGUUAAUUUAGAAGAGACAUCUCUCAAAGUUGUUCGAGAAAAGAUUUUUGCUAAUUAUCCUAAUAUUGACUUAUCUGAUCGCAAGGAUUUCAUCAAUUCCACUGUUAAAGAGUUCUUGGCUCAUUCUUGAUUUGAUUUAUUAUUGGUCGUCGAAGAUGUUAACUGUGAAUGUACGCCAAUUUUUUGUUAAAUAGUACUGGAUCGCCCACACACACAUACAUAACCACAAUCAUGGUGUUCAUUCACACACAUCAUUUAUUCUCUAAUAUUAAUACCGGCAGCUGUAUUUUCUCACCGUUGAUCUACACACACAUUUUGUUUUACCCUUUCGUUCCUAAAUUUUACAGCCUCUCAUAGGAUACCGUACUGGUGUUAACAUCAUUCUUCCAUACCCAUUUGGAUAUAUAUAUAUAU